Dichomitus squalens LYAD-421 SS1 is the source of this 567-nucleotide messenger RNA. RefSeq lists its product as uncharacterized. The transcript has a single exon. NCBI's taxonomy places the organism in Eukaryota, Fungi, Basidiomycota, Agaricomycetes, Polyporales, Polyporaceae. Bases 1 to 567 code for a protein of 188 amino acids. The record is from RefSeq and is a predicted model, not a curated record.
AUGUCCACCAGUCGCCCCUCCUCGUCGAAGAUGCCUGCCACCUCCACCCCUCCUCCCAAACCCAAGAUCGAGUACCUCAUCUCCAACGUUGACAAGCCCAUCGUCUCCAUUGAUGGCCGCCAGUACUCGACGAAGUCCCUCGCGGACUUAUUCCCCGAGCUCCUUGAGUCUGCCACCUUUGCAGACGACCUCAUCCAGGGAGCGACAUCCAUCUACGUCGCCAAACCCCCACCCAACCAUCUCUCCCUCCUCGACUUCAUAGCGAACAUGCUCCAACUGGGGUACAACACUUACCUCAACCCCCCCACCACCACCCCCCUCCCCUCUGUUUCGUCGCCGGCCCCUGCACCGGCGCCAUCUCCGCCUCGUGUCAGCCCGCCCGCUGACACGAGGCCACCCACGCGUCCCCAGACACCACCCCCCUCUGCCCCACCGCAGCCAACAUGCACCACCCCCAAGAACAAGCACCCGAUCAGGAAGACUUCGCUGGAGUCCUCUGUUGAACCCGGGGGGCGAAGGCCUCUCCCACGGGUGGCAACGACAGCGGAUAGCCUGCAACUCACCUAG